Trypanosoma theileri is the source of this 654-nucleotide messenger RNA. RefSeq lists its product as uncharacterized. The record is from RefSeq and is a predicted model, not a curated record. NCBI's taxonomy places the organism in Eukaryota, Euglenozoa, Kinetoplastea, Trypanosomatida, Trypanosomatidae. Gene Ontology annotation, cellular component: nucleus. The transcript has a single exon. Gene Ontology annotation, biological process: mitotic DNA replication termination; site-specific DNA replication termination at RTS1 barrier. The coding region runs from base 1 to 654 and encodes 217 amino acids.
AUGGGAGGGGAUGGUCAAGCACUUUCUAACAAGCGAAGAGUUCUUGAAAGUUCAAAGGUAUUUGUUACUGCAGACGAGUUGAGAAAAGAAGAAGGAAAAGAUUCUGAUGCGGUACAAUCAAUAAAAGAACGGAAUGCCCAACGCUGGUCACAUUGUACGUUGUCAUUGGAGCCGUUUGAAAUACCUGUUGUAUUUGAUCUUUGUGGACGUUUAUACUCUAAAAGGAUCUUGUUAGAUGAUAUAUUGAGAAGAAAACGACAUGCAACACCAAAGGAGAAAGACUCAAAUAGUGGUGUUUGCAUUACUAGGUUGAGUGACGUUUGUGAAAUUUCGAACAUAGAAGAAGGUGAAAAAGUGGUUAUACGGUGUCCUUUAACAGGUUUUGAUGCUUCUUAUGGACUUCAUACAUUUGUUGGAUUUUGGGGUUGUGGUCAUGUUCUUUGUGUCUCUUCUUGUGAGAAAUUGAUAAAGUCAAAUGAGACAAAAUUGUUAGAUUCUUCUGAAGAACCAGUUGUUAUACCAUGUCCUUUUUGUGGUGAGGAUAGUUUUCCUGUACCUUUGGUACUGGGAUCUGAAGAUGAUGAAGUGGAACAAUUCCGACGGCUACGGCCUCUUCAACGCAUGUUCACUAAACGAAAACGAUCCGAAAAAUAA